Molecule: messenger RNA, 1311 nt
Organism: Sebastes umbrosus (honeycomb rockfish)
Lineage: Eukaryota; Metazoa; Chordata; Actinopteri; Perciformes; Sebastidae
Exons: 10
Coding region: 436-1221 (261 amino acids)
Source: RefSeq, a predicted model, not a curated record
CUGAGGCUUCAGUCUACUACUCAGACUUGACACAGAAACAGACUGCCAGUGUGCCACACUGAAAAUGGAGGACGGUCCAAGCCAAAGAAAAACAGCAAGGCUGGAGAACGAUCCAGGGAGCUGCUGCAGGUUGGAAACCAGAAGACAGGCUGACAGUGGCUCCGAGGGCUUGACAAAAAGACUUCCAAACUUGCGAGAUGAACUGAGGACCACGGUCUGAGACGAUGUCCACAGGAAUACCAUGCAGACGAAAAACAUGAUUAGUCAAGAGAUCAGCCCUCUCUUGUGCUGAAGGAAGCUUGGGAAGACCAAUGAAAUGAACGGCCUUGGAGAACCGAUCAACAAUGUUCGGCAGGUCAGCCGUUUGAUCUAUUCCCAUGGCGCAACAAUGAAAAAGGUUCAGAUUACCUGACACAGGUGUCAGACUAUGUAUCCAUGUAUAGACACAAGACUUUAGACUUAGAGAACCCACCUGGUGCCACAUUGACAAUAGGAGACCUGGACGACACCAUUUACAGUGAGGAAGAGGACGAGGUGAAUGGGUGGGGGAAAUUCUACCUUCCCGAAGUAGUAAGCAUGCAGGUUGUAGGUGUAGUGGAGGGGACCUCGUGCCCGAGUGACCAGCUUGUUCUGAUGACCUGUGAGGACAGAAAGGUGUAUGCCUACGAUGGACAGAUGCUGCAUUUGGUGUCUUCAAGCCUGAGGCAGCAACAUUACAAGGGAAUAAAGUAUCCAGCACUGAAGAGAUAUUACAAAGGGGAGGCCUUCAAACACAAGACCAAGGAGGACUGGGCAGAAGUGAGGAAGAAGCUGGACCAACAGCAUUGUGAACUAGUGAUGUCAAAAAAGUCAGAAUUGCUUGAGAAUCUCAAAUUGCUCAAUGAAAACGUAGAGUCGCAGGGGAUCUGCAUGUCUUUGGACUGUGGGAGGACCGGGUUCAAACCCAGAACCUUCUUGCAAUGUGGAGAUAUCGCCAACCAAAACAGCCCCAAAAGAGGGGCACCAAAACAGCCUGGCCACAAUACCGCCGCGACAGUUUCGGAAAGAAUGGCCUCAGAAAAGGCAACAGAAGUCAGGGGCAGAAAAGAGAAAAAGAGGGAAAUGCAGAAGGACCUUUUGCAUUCCUGCAGGUACCACAAAGCAGUUACGCUCACGGCCCUCAUCCCGCCACCGCAACUCCCACCUCUUCAGAGCAGGAGGGCGCAGGCGGUCAAGCACUGAGUCAAGCACUGGGUAUAGUAGUGGGUCACAAUAGAAUAGAAUAGAAAGCUUUAUUGUCAUUGGACAUGAUACAACUAAAUUUGGAGGCUU